CACAGUACAGUUUUCUGGUCCGUGUCAGACUUUUUCAGAACUAAACCAUGUCCAUGCUACAGAGGUGGCCCCUCGUUUAGGAAUAAGGUCCUCGAUUUGUUUUGACUGGUCCUUCUGUUUGGAGCUACCUGGUUCUGCCUCAUCUUCACUGGCCAUGCUGGUAUUCUCUGUGCCUGCAUCCACGUGGUGACUGUAGGAGCCAUUUAUAGUUCAUGUUUUCAUUUGAGGUAAUUUGUUUGAUGCAUAUUCUGAAAUUUGAUGUUUGAGAAUAAUGUAUUUUGUCAUCAUUUCAGUUUAUUUUGAAAAGUCUCAAUAGGAUCUUAAGCUUUAUCGUGAAAGGUUUAUGUGGAAAAUAAACAAGUGGACAGCAGAGCCACACGAUGGUUUUUACCGUCUUUGUUGCUAACAAGCCGACGCGUUAAAAACAGUUGCUUCUCCGUCCGCAGUGUGGUUAUUUUAAAUAUAAGAGAAAGAGAACUUAUAAAUAUAUAAAAAUUAUAGCCACUACAGUGACCAUCAAAAUGAUGAAAACAUAUUGCCGUAAACAUUUUUUUUUUUUUUUUUUUUUUUUUCUUUGCAACAUCAUAUGAAAUGAUAGAUGUUUUCAUAUCGUCAACGGAUAUAUGGUCAUAUCGCACAGCCCUACUUCCUCCCUCAGUCUUUUUGUUUUCUUCCCUCUUCUUUUUCUGUCUUGCUCCCCUCCCUGUAUUCCUGUCACCCUUCCUCUCUUAACAGGAAGAAAACAGGGAAGAAGACGUUAUCUCCUUAGUCUUUUCUGUCUUCUCAUUUGUUCUUCUUGCCGUCUUUUCAUGUUUUCCUCUUUAUUUUUUCUCCCCUCAUCUCCCCUUCCUGUUUUCUUCCUCCCAUCUUCAUUUACUCAUCUUCUUUUCUUUCCUUCCUAUUCACCUCCUUCCUUACUGUCCUUUGUCUCUACCUGUCCUCCAUCUUUCCAUCUUUCUUUCUCUGUGUAUUCCUUUCAUCCUCUCUCAAUUUCUUCUUCUUUGUUAUUCAUCCUUCCUGGUAUCGUCGCUGUCUUCCUCUCUCCCUUGUUCUCUUGUCUUCUUCACUUGGUCUCUGUUUACCUCUCUUCCCUUGUUGUCCUUCAUCUCUACUUACCCUCUCUCACUCGCUUCCAUUAUUCCUGUCGUCCUCCUUGCCUCAGUGUUUUCUUCCCUGGCCUACUGCCUCUCUUCCUCCCUCCCUCUUUUCCCAUCUUCCUGUCAUGUUUCUCUAUUCGUACCUGUUUCGUCUUCCUGUCCUGUUUUCCUCCCUGUAUUCCUUUUUCUUUUUGUCCUCAGUCUUUCCUCUUCCCUUCCUGUAUUCCUUUCAUACUUCCUAUCUCUGUCUUCCUCCUUCCUUUGCUCUUUUACUGUCUCCCCCUCUCACUCUCCAUUUCCUUCACUCACUACAGCUCCCUUCCUUCCUUGUUGUCCUUCAUCUCUACCUGUCCUGUCUCUCUUCCUUCCUGUAUUCCUGUCAUUCUCCAUCUCUUAAUGUCAUCUCCUGAUUUUUCUGUUUUCUUCUCAGUCUUCCUGUCAUUCUGUAUUUCUUCCCUCCCUCUCUCUCCAUGUCUUCUUCCUCUUCUUUCUCUCUUGUCUUUCAUCUGUUCUCUCCAUUUUCCUCACUCCCGCUCUCUGGGCGUCGUGUACCUGGAGUCCAGUCUUUUGACCGAUGCAUGA
Oreochromis aureus is the source of this 1679-nucleotide messenger RNA. RefSeq lists its product as uncharacterized. Lineage: Eukaryota; Metazoa; Chordata; Actinopteri; Cichliformes; Cichlidae. The record is from RefSeq and is a predicted model, not a curated record. The coding region runs from base 624 to 1679 and encodes 351 amino acids. The transcript is spliced from 3 exons.